Selaginella moellendorffii is the source of this 1140-nucleotide messenger RNA. RefSeq names its product gamma-glutamyl hydrolase 1. Gene Ontology annotation, cellular component: vacuole. Gene Ontology annotation, biological process: tetrahydrofolylpolyglutamate metabolic process. The transcript is spliced from 10 exons. Gene Ontology annotation, molecular function: gamma-glutamyl-peptidase activity. The coding region runs from base 1 to 1140 and encodes 379 amino acids. The record is from RefSeq and is a predicted model, not a curated record. NCBI's taxonomy places the organism in Eukaryota, Viridiplantae, Streptophyta, Lycopodiopsida, Selaginellales, Selaginellaceae.
AUGGCAUUUUGUUCGCUGAGGGCACUGGAAGCAAAUGAUAAGGGAGAUUAUUUUCCCGUCUUUGGGACGUGCUUGGGUCUGGAACUUCUAGCCGUGAUCGUCAGUGGCAACCAUUCCAUCCUGGACGAUUACAACGCACACAAAGCUGCUGGAGAGCUAAACUUCGUGGGCGACUGGGCCAAAGAGCGCAGCAUGUUUACCUGGUUUCCUAAGGACAUUCUGGAUAAGGUGGAGCACGAGAAGCUUGCAAUGCAGAAUCACAUGAAAGGUCUAUCUCCACAGACUUGGAGAGACACACAGAGCCUUAGAGAUUUCUUCGACGUGCUAACUACAACUCCUGACCUGAAUGGAAAGAUAUAUAUUUCGAGGAUUGAAGGACGCAAGUAUCCAGUAACUAGUGUGCAAUGGCAUCCCGAGAAGAAUGCUUUCGAAUGGGGAUAUGAAGGAAUACCUCACUCUCCGGAUGCCGUUCGAAUUACACAGAGCGCUGCGAGCUUCUUCGUCAGCGAGGCUCUGAAGUCAAGCCACACAGCUUCUUGGGAAGAAGAAGAGCAGCUAUUGAUCUACAACUAUUCGCCAAUGUAUUCUGGACGAGACGGGAAGGGACACUUCGAUCAAUCUUACGUCUUCUGUCUGAUAAUACAAAUACUGUUAUUUUAUCUGAGAUGGGGCUUCAUGCCCAUAGCAAUGGCCUAUGCUAUGCUUGGGCUCACGCAGCAAGAGCUUGCACAGAUGACAAGCAUGGGGCACUGGUGGAUGAGCCCCGAAACUCCGACUCCACAGCCCCAGAUUCACAAGCUCUCCAAUCUCGACUUCCACAUCUCCUUUGAGAAUUACACCAAGCAAGUCUACUAUUUUCCGCCAUCUAGCAGGGAUGAUCUUGUUGCGAGCUUGAGAGCUUCGCUGUCCAGAGUGCUUGCCCCGUUUUAUGUCUUGGCAGGGCAGGUGUGCAGGGUGGAAGAUGGUCACAAGCUGGAGGUGGAUUGCAAUGACGCUGGCAUCUUGUUUGUGGAGGCGGGUGCCCCCAAUGCCAGCUUCAGUGAUUGGAAAAGCAUGGCAUCUUGCUCCAUCGAGCAGCAUCUCAAUCCUUCGGAAGUGGCCAUCACAGAUCCAGACACUGCUCCGGUCUUCAAAGAUUAG